Messenger RNA from Vitis riparia (riverbank grape), 1783 nucleotides. Its product is annotated as BOI-related E3 ubiquitin-protein ligase 1. The coding region runs from base 436 to 1461 and encodes 341 amino acids. The transcript has 4 exons. NCBI's taxonomy places the organism in Eukaryota, Viridiplantae, Streptophyta, Magnoliopsida, Vitales, Vitaceae. Gene Ontology annotation, molecular function: ubiquitin-protein transferase activity. The record is from RefSeq and is a predicted model, not a curated record.
ACUGAUUCGUUUCAAUCGCAUCUGUUCUUCUCUCUCUUCCUCUCUAAAGAAAACACACUACAAAGCAAGGCAUGGGAAACAAGGCAAACCCAAAUUAAGGAGAGAAGCAAAACAAAUAAAGUAGGUGAAAACAAAGUGGAGAGAUGAGAAGGGUCAUGGUGGCCUCUCAACAGACAUAAUUCAUUUACUACUCUCUCUGUCUCUCUCUCUCUAGAAAACUCCCCCUCUUCCUCCCCCUCUCUCUAUCUAUACAUCUGUCUCUAUUUUUUCUUUGAUUUCUUUCUCUCGUUGAAGAGUCCGUCUUCUUCUCUCCUUUCAUGCUUGUUAUGUGCCCCUGUUAAUUACUCCCCUCCGCUCCCACAUUGCUCCAUACCCUUUUUCUCCUCUCCCUUUAUCUUCUCCUCAAUCCCCAUAUUUCUUUCUUGUUAUCCUUUUAUGGCCGUUCAAGCUCAGUACCCAUCCAAUGUUCUUCUUCUCAACAGAGGCGUGCAAGACGGGAAGAUUGAUUGCUCUUUACAACCGCAGCCGGGUGGGUUUCUGGACCAAUCCCAUAUGUUGUUUAACAAUGGAGUGGUGGCAAAUAGCCGGAAAAGAGGAAGAGAAGUGUUUGGCAACACCAAUACUGGCGGUGUAGUUGCGCCUACGGUGAAUUCAUUUCCGCUUCAGCCUCAGCCUUCUCAGCUUAUAGACCUCUCCGUCCUCCACAAUCACCAGCCAAAUGUGGUGUCCACCGGCCUCCGCUUAGCCUUUGGAGAACAACACCUUCAACACCCCCAACAACAACAACAGCAGCAGCAGCAGCAGCAGCAAAAUCAACAACAACAAUCAGCUGUAUUAUCUCUAUUAUCAGAAGAUUUCACUGCCCAAAUAAAACACCAAAGGGACGAAAUCGACCAGUUCCUUCGAGCCCAGGGAGAGCAGUUGAGGCGCACAUUAGCGGAGAAGCGGCAGAGACACUACCGUGCCCUGCUCGGCGCGGCGGAGGAGUCUGUUGCCCGGAGGCUGCGAGAGAAGGAGGCCGAGGUGGAAAAGGCCGCCCGGUGCAACGCGGAGCUGGAGGCUCGGGCGGCCCAGCUUAGCAUGGAGGCUCAGGUUUGGCAGGCAAAGGCUCGGGCACAGGAGGCGACGGCGGCCUCGCUGCAAGCACAGCUGCAGCAGGCUAUGAUGAGCGGAGGAGGGUGCUCACAGGAUAGGCGUGGGGAGGAGGGGCUAGGAUGCGCGGUGGGCACAGAGGGUGGGGGAUGCAGCGGGCAAGCGGAGGACGCUGAGUCGGCGUAUAUCGACCCGGAACGAGUGAAAUCGUCAGGACCGAUGUGCAAAGCGUGUAGGAAGAGAGUGGCGUCAGUGGUGCUGUUGCCGUGUCGGCAUUUCUGCAUCUGUACACAAUGUGACGGCGUGGUACAAGCCUGUCCUCUUUGCCUCUCCCUCAGAGAUUCCAGUGUUGAAGUCUUUCUUUCUUAAGCCCCAAACCUCAACCUCAACCCCAGGAUUGCAGAAGAUGGGGAAAAAAGAAAAAGAAGAAAAAAAAAAUGAAAGAAAAACAGAAAAACAAAAAAUCAAAUAAUAUGAAGUAUAAUAAGAAGCAUAUUUCCCCCCUUUUUUGAAGCUUUGUUUCCACCCACCCAAGACUGAAAUUUUCUUGUUUUUGUUUUCUCUGUUUUUUUCUCCCCCUUACCCCUCUUGGAGUGGAAGUACCUAGAGGUAAUGUACAUGGCCACAUGGGCAGUGGCAUUGGUUUUUGUUCUUUCUUUUUUGAAAUUUAAUUCAUAUAUAAAUUCUUUUA